This is a messenger RNA of Ochotona curzoniae (black-lipped pika), 3827 nucleotides long. RefSeq names its product regulator of telomere elongation helicase 1 (gene RTEL1). Lineage: Eukaryota; Metazoa; Chordata; Mammalia; Lagomorpha; Ochotonidae. The record is from RefSeq and is a predicted model, not a curated record. Gene Ontology annotation, biological process: negative regulation of DNA recombination; negative regulation of t-circle formation; telomeric loop disassembly. Gene Ontology annotation, cellular component: nucleus. Gene Ontology annotation, molecular function: ATP binding; hydrolase activity, acting on acid anhydrides, in phosphorus-containing anhydrides; DNA polymerase binding. The coding region runs from base 57 to 3746 and encodes 1229 amino acids. The transcript is spliced from 34 exons.
UGGCCUGGUCGGGGGCGGAUGGGGCGUCCUUCUCCGCCCCGGGCAUCGCGGCCGACAUGCCGCUAAUCGUGCUGAACGGCGUGCGCGUGGACUUCCCCUUCCCGCCCUACGAGUGCCAGCGGGAGUACAUGGCCAGGGUGCUGGAGUGCCUGCAGAAGAAGGUGAAUGGCAUCCUGGAAAGCCCCACCGGCACGGGCAAGACGCUGUGCCUGCUGUGCACCACCCUGGCCUGGCGCGAGCACCUACGAGACGCCAUCUCUGCCCGCAAGGUGGCCGAGAGGGCACAAGGGGAGCUGUUCCAAGAUGCUGCACUGUCAUCCUGGGGGAAUAUGGCUGCCACUGACCCCAUCGCUUGCUAUGCUGACAUCCCGAAGAUCAUUUACGCCUCCCGGACACACUCCCAGCUCACUCAGGUCAUUGGUGAACUUCGGAGCACCUCCUAUCGACCCAAGGUGUGCGUCCUGGGCUCCCGAGAACAGCUCUGCAUUCACCCGGAGGUGAAGAAACAGGAGAGCAACCACAUGCAGAUCCACCUGUGCCGCAGGAAGGUUGCAAGUCGCGCCUGUCAUUUCUACAACAAUGUGGAGGAGAAAAGUCUGGAGCCAGAACUUGCCACCUCCAUCCUGGACAUUGAGGACCUGGUGAAGAGCGGCAGUAAGCACAAGGUGUGUCCAUACUACCUGUCUCGGACCCUGAAGCAGCAAGCUGACAUCAUCUUCAUGCCGUAUAAUUACCUACUGGAUGCCAAGAGUCGCAGGGCGUACGGUAUCGAUCUGAAGGGGACUGUGGUGAUCUUUGAUGAAGCCCACAACGUGGAGAAGAUGUGUGAGGAGUCGGCGUCCUUUGACUUGACUCCCCGUGAUGUGGCUUCAGGCCUGGACGCCAUUGACCAGGUGUUGGAAGAGCAGUCUAGGGUUGCACAACAGGGAGAGCUGCUGGCGGAGCUUGGCACCGACCCUGUGGGCUCAGGGCUCAACAUGGAGCUGGAAGACCUCGCUAAGCUCAAGAUGAUGUUGCUGCGCCUGGAAGGGGCCAUAGACGCGGUGGAGCUGCCCGGAGACAACAGUGGUGUCACCAAGCCAGGCAGCUUUGUCUUUAAGCUCUUUGCUGAAGCCCAGAUCACGUCUCAGACCAAGGACUGCAUCCUGCACUCACUGGACCAGAUCACCCAGCAUUUGGCUGGACGUGCCACAGCAUUUACCAACACGGCUGGACUACAGAAACUUGCCGACAUCAUCCAGAUUGUGUUCGAUGUGGACACUCCCGAAGGUGGCCCUGGAUCCCUGGAGGGCUCACAGUCCUAUAAGGUACACAUCCACCCUGACAAUGGUCCCCGAAAGAUGGCUUCACGGGCAGACACCUGGACCACCACUGCAUCCACAAAGCGAGGUAAAGUCCUCAGCUACUGGUGCUUCAGCCCCGGCCACAGCAUGCGCGAGCUGCUCCGCCAGGGCGUGCGCAGCCUCAUCCUCACCAGCGGCACCCUGGCCCCUCUCUCAUCCUUCACCCUGGAAAUGCAGAUCCCCUUCCCAGUCUGCCUGGAAAACCCGCAUGUGAUCGACAAGCACCAGAUCUGGGUGGGGGUCGUCCCCAGAGGUCCCGAUGGGGUUCAGCUGAGCUCUGCGUUUGAGAAGCGGUUUUCCGAGGAGUAUCUGUCCUCCCUGGGGAAAGCUCUGACCAACAUCGCCCGUGUGGUGCCACACGGACUCCUGGUCUUCUUCCCUUCCUAUCCCGUCAUGGAGAGAAGCCUGGAGUUCUGGCGGGCCCGGGACUUGGCUCGGAAAGUGGAAGCGCUAAAGCCCCUGUUUGUGGAGCCAAGGAACAAGGACAGCUUCACAGAGGUGAUUGACGCUUACUACAAGCAAGUGUCCCGGGGCCCCAGCGGGGCUGCUUUCUUGGCUGUGUGCCGGGGCAAGGCCAGCGAGGGGUUGGAUUUCUCGGACACAAACGGCCGUGGUGUGAUGGUUACUGGCCUCCCGUAUCCCCCACGCAUGGACCCCCGUGUUAUCCUCAAGAUGCAAUUCCUGGAUGAGAUGAAGGCCCAGAGUGGGGCUGGGGACCAGUUCCUCUCUGGGCAAGAGUGGUACCGACUGCAGGCGUCCAGGGCUGUGAACCAGGCCAUUGGCCGGGUGAUCCGGCACCGCCACGACUAUGGGGCUGUCUUCCUGUGUGACCACAGGUUUGCCCACGCUGAUGCCAGGGCCCAGCUGCCCUCCUGGGUGCGCCCCAGCGUCAAGGUGUACGACAACUUUGGCCAUGUGGUUCGCGACGUAGCCCAGUUCUUCCGGGUUGCUCAGAGAACUAUGCUGGUUCCUGUACCCCAGGCUCUGGUUCCCAGAGCUGAGGAGGAGAGAAGCACUGCCCAAGAUGCCUUGGUGCUGGGGCCCAUGCUGUCCAUCAGGAAGGCCAAGAGUCUAGACGUGCACGUCCCCAGCCUGCAACACAGGCCCUCGGGGCCAGCCAGCGACCCAGAGAGCAGCCUGUGUGUGGAGUACGAGGAAGAGCCUGGUUCAGGCCCUCGGCGGCCAGCGGGAUUGCUGGCCGCCCUAGAACACAGUGAGCAGGCUGCGAGGCCUAUGGACGAGGCCUCCCCCAGGAAGGGGCAGGCCCCUGGCUCCACCUUGACCCUGCCGUGUGAAAAGAGACUGGCUGAGCGGCAGAGAGGAGGCAGGAAGAGAAUCAGGCUGGUCCGGGCCCCGGAGGAGCCAGCUCUGGGUGCCCAGGUGCAGCGGGCGAAGCUGUUCAUGGGUGCAGUGCGGCGGGCACUGAGCCAGGCCGACUUCACCACCUUCACCCAGGCCCUGCAGCACUACAAGGACUCCGAUGACUUCACAGCCCUUACAGCCUGCCUCAGCCCGAUUUUCACCCGGGACCCUGCCAGCCACAGCCUACUCCAAGGCUUCUACCAGUUCGUGCGUCCCCAUCACAAGCAACAGUUUGAGGAAUUCUGUUUUCGGCUCACUGGCCAAGGCUGUGGCACUUCUUCAGGAGGGAGAGAGCCCGAGUGCAGGCUGACCGUGUCCGAGGGUGCGCUGAAACAGCUAGAUGCCGGAGAGCACCUGAACCAUGGGGGACCCCACCUGUCCAGCAGGCCACUCUCUGCAGAAGGUCCCGACUACUGUCCACGUGUGGGACAUGGAGCAGAGAGGGGUGCGUCUGUGGCCAGUGCCUACCUGGCAGAUGCCCGCCGGGCCCUGGGCCCUGACGCCUGCAGCCAGCUCCUGGCAGCCCUGAAGGCCUACAAACAGGAUGACAACUUUGACAAGCUGCUGGCUAUGCUGGCUGCGCUGACCACAGCGAGGUCUGAGGACUUCUCCCUCCUACAAAGGUUCGGAAUCUUCGUGCGCCCUCACCACAAGCAGCGCUUCCUGCAGACCUGUGCAGACCUCACAGGGCUCCCCAAGCUUGGUGAGGCAGCUGGCCCCCAGCCCCCUCAGUCAUGUCCAGGCCCCUCAAAGGCAGAGAGGCCCGAAAAAGCUCAGAGCAAGAUCUCAUCCUUCCUCAAGCAGAAGCCUGUAGACCCAGCAAAGGCCCCUGCAAGGCCUCCUGGGCAAGUGCAGGGAGGCUGCGUGUGCCAGGGCUGUGGGGCAGAGGACUCAGUACCCUUCCAGUGCCCCAGCUGCGACUUCCAGCGCUGCCAGGCCUGCUGGCAAGGGUGCCUCCAGGUCUCCAGGACAUGCCCAUCCUGCGGGACUGCCGUCAGGAAGCAGAGCCUCACACAGGUCUUCUGGCCGGAGCCCAGCUGAGUGCCUUGGAGGCCGCACUGGCUGCAGCUGACCUCUCACAGUCCAGGAGCCAGCCAGCAGAGGUCCUUGCCAAAUCCAUCA